AUGCAUCGUUCCAAGCGGUUUCGUCCCGGGCUACGCCAUCGCAGAUGUUGGCGGUGCUCAUGGGCCUCGCUGCUCCUCACCCUUUUCUUUCUUGUGCUUAACAGCCUUGUUUGGCUGUAUGGGUUUCGACGGAACCCAUCUCUUACCCCGCUCCCUUUUCCCACCGACCGAGAGGAGCUUGCAGUUGUGGGGCCGGGGGUUAACGAGCCCCGGCGCGCUGGUUACAAUUCAUCACAGACACCAAAUUUCGUCCUUUAUGGCUCUGAUAAUGAAGCACACGAAGACAUCAUUUUGCCAAAAGAUUUUGGUCAUGAAAUAGAAUGCGUGACGAGCCAAAGGGAAAAUUCGUCGCUGUUGUAUGUUCGAUUUACAGAUCGGAAAAGAGUGUUGACACUUAAGGACAUUAUUAAGAAGGUGCAUCACAAUCAUAAUAAAAAUGAUUCUAAUAAUCAUUAUCAUGACGUAAAUUUAUCCAUUUGCCCUCCUUUACCAGAAGAUGUGAAAAUCCCUAUCAAUGACUCUUUUGAGAUUGGAAUGAUUCGUGAAUUUGUGGGUGGUAUGUAUCAUCCCAUCUACUGCAAGCAAUGGAAACGGCAUACUACAAAUCGUACGGAAAAUGGAAAUAUUGAAAAGGAUGAAGUUGGCGGGGAAUAUGCGGCGUCCAUCUGUAGUGCAGAAACGCAGCACAAGUUGGCUGAAGCAAUCAAUCAUCCGCCCAAGUACGCUUAUGUCAUGAUGGUCUCAAAUCACCGUUACCUGGACGGUGCAAUCGUAUUAGCCGAUUCAAUCCGUGAACAUUCCUUACUUAGUCGUAACCAUGAAGCAGAUAUUGUUCUAAUAAUCAAUGAGAAUAUCAAGAAGGAAAUGUUUCCAUUACUUCAAGUUGUUUUUGAUCGCGUGCAGAUUUUUCGUGGAAUGCAAAAAUGGGCACCGAAAAGCAUUUUUAAGGCGACAUUUGACAAAAUGUAUCUUUACAUGCUAGAGGACUAUACGGGCGGGAUACUUUUCCUCGAUGCAGACACUCUUAUUACGGAUAACCCAGACUUUCUUCUACAAAUGCAAGAAAAGAUAGCCGCAAUUGUGAAAUCUGAAGAUCCUGGCUAUUGGACCGCAGCACGCCGUGCGGCUCUCUCUUACCCAUUAAAAGAAUCCGAGUGGAAGAGGUUAAUGAGUACCCAGAAAAUGCCUUUUCUAUUUGCUGUUGGGGACGAGGAAUACUUUCAAACCGGUUUGAUGAUUCUUAGACCUUCAUUGAACAUGUUUCUUAAACUGUACUUGGAGUUUCGCCUCGGAAGUACGG
Molecule: messenger RNA, 1300 nt
Organism: Trypanosoma cruzi
Lineage: Eukaryota; Euglenozoa; Kinetoplastea; Trypanosomatida; Trypanosomatidae
Exons: 1
Molecular function (GO): glycosyltransferase activity
Source: RefSeq, a predicted model, not a curated record